AUGUGUACAGAUAAAGCAGAAUCGCCUUUGUAUAUUGGUAGUUACUAUAAUCAUAUAGAAGUAGUAAAAUUAUUACUUGACCACAAGGCAGACAUUAAUAGGUGUCCAACUAAUGGACAGUCACCUUUGUAUAUUGCUUGUCAGGAGAACCAAAUAGGAGUAAUAAAACUAUUACUGGACAACAAAGCAGACAUUAAUAAAUGUAGAUAUGAUGGAGCAUAUCCUUUGUUUACUGCUUGUCAGAAUAAUUUAAAAGAGACAGUUAAAUUAUUACUGGAGAGCAAAGCAGACAUUGAAAACUGUGCAAAUAAUGCAGAAUCUCCUUUGUAUGCUGCUUGUCAGAAUAAUCAUAUAGAAGUAUUAAAACUAUUACUGGACAAUAAGGCAGACUUGAAUAAAUGCAGAGAUGAUGGAACUUCUCCUUUUCAUAUUGCUUGUUACAAAAAUCAUAUAAAUGUAGUCAAACUAUUACUGGAGAACAAGGCAGACAUUAAUAAGUGUUCAGAUGGUGAAGUAUCUCCUUUAUUAAUUGCAUGCCAGGGUAAUCAUAUAGAAGUACUGAAACUAUUACUAGACAACAAGGCAGACAUUAACAAGUGUGCCGUAAAUGGAGAAUCUCCUUUGUAUGUUGCUUGUAACAAUAAUCAUAUAAAAGUAAUUAACCUAUUACUUGAAAAUAAGGCAGACAUUAAUAAGUGUAUAGAUAAUAGAUCAUCUCCGUUGUUUAUCGCUUGUUCUAAUAAUCAUAUAGAAGUAGUAAAGCUUUUACUGGGUAACCAGGCAGACAUAAAUAAGUGUACACAUGAUGGCGUAUCUCCUUUGUUUGAAGCAUGUCAGAAUAAUCACGUUGGGGUAGUAAAAUUAUUAUUAAAUAACAAGGCAUGUAUUGAUAAGUGUGCAGAUGAUGGAGUAUCUCCUCUGGUGAUUGCUUGUAGGAACUAUCAUAUAGAGGUAGUAAAACUAUUACUCGACAGACAAUAA
Mytilus californianus (California mussel) is the source of this 981-nucleotide messenger RNA. RefSeq names its product putative ankyrin repeat protein RBE_0220. The transcript has a single exon. Gene Ontology annotation, cellular component: ciliary inversin compartment. Gene Ontology annotation, biological process: protein localization to ciliary inversin compartment. Gene Ontology annotation, molecular function: protein binding. Bases 1 to 981 code for a protein of 326 amino acids. Lineage: Eukaryota; Metazoa; Mollusca; Bivalvia; Mytilida; Mytilidae. The record is from RefSeq and is a predicted model, not a curated record.